CAUAGGCAAAGUCCUUCAGUUUAUUCAAGAAAGCAGAACAACAGUCAUACUUGUGUACCCAUACUGGCCAACCCAGGUGUGGUACCCACAGCUCCUACAGUUGAUGAAAUCUCCUCCAAUAUCGAUCAAAAUGCACCGCAAAACCAUUAUUCUCCCACAUCAACCAGAACAAGUCCACCCAUUAUAUCCCAAACUUCAACUUCAUGGAUGUCUCUUAUCAGGGCAUCCUUAGCUGCUCAAGGCAUAACGGGGGAACCUCAGGACAUCAUCGUGGCGUCAUGGCGAGAUGGAACCCGCAAACAAUACUGCACAUAUAUUACAGCCUGGUUAAAGUACUGCUCUGAUUGUAACAUCAGCCAAGUCAAUCCCAAGCUGCAGCAAGUCCUUGAUUUCCUUACCCUGCAAUCUAAACGUGUGGGAUAUAGUGCGGUUGCAACUGCCCGAAGUGCGCUGUCAAGUUUCAUUAAAGUUGAUGGUGUAAAAGUGGGUGACCACCCCUUGGUGUCAAGGUUUAUGACUGGCCUGUUUAAUCAAAAGCCAGCCCUUCUACGCUACUCUGAGACUUGGGACCCCCAAAUAGUGCUUAACCACCUUAAGACAUUUCCAGCCAUUGAUGAUAUGUCACUGAAACAGCUUACCCUGAAACUGGUCAUGCUUAUGGCCCUAUUGUCUGCACAGAGAGUUCAGACUUUACAGUCCUUGUCCUUGGAAGAAAUGAGUACCCUACCUGGAAAGUAUGUCUUUCGCAUCUCUUCUGUUCUAAAACAAACAACUGCCAAAGGGGGCCAGAACAGACAUUUACUACCUGUUACUUUUCAUAGUUACCCCCUGGACAAACGACUGUGUAUCGUGGAGCUACUUUCAGCUUAUGUUAAAAGAACCGCUCCUCUCAGGAAAGAGACAAAGCAGUUGCUUAUUUGCCAUGCUGAACCUCAUGGACCAGCUUCAAGGGACACAAUAUCACGUUGGAUAAAACAAACCAUGAAGGAUGCGGGAAUUGAUACUACGGUUUUCAAACCCCACAGCACUAGGGGUGCCUCUACUUCAGCAGCUAAAGCAUUGAAUGUUCCUGUUCAGGUUAUAAUGAACACUGCUGGAUGGCGUUCUGAUUCUACUUUUGCUAAAUUCUAUGAUCGCCCUGUCCUCACUACAAACAACUUUGCUGCAGCAAUUCUGGGAGAUAAGAAAUAA
Molecule: messenger RNA, 1191 nt
Organism: Porites evermanni
Lineage: Eukaryota; Metazoa; Cnidaria; Anthozoa; Scleractinia; Poritidae
Source: the annotation of a GenBank genome assembly